Molecule: messenger RNA, 905 nt
Organism: Zea mays
Lineage: Eukaryota; Viridiplantae; Streptophyta; Magnoliopsida; Poales; Poaceae
Exons: 1
Coding region: 10-756 (248 amino acids)
Molecular function (GO): S-adenosylmethionine-dependent methyltransferase activity
Source: RefSeq, a predicted model, not a curated record
AUCCAAUCUAUGGCCGCCUCCACCACGCGCUCGCCAGCGGCGAUUGACCGGCACGCGGUACGGCUGAUCACGCGUGUCUCCAUAGCGAUGGCCGCCGUCGCCACACUCUCACUCUUCUACCUCUUGCGCCACGCAUCCAUCUACCGUUUCCCCGCGUCCCACCAGUCUGCCCUCACCAUCUCGCUCGCCCCAUUCCCCCGCAGCUCCUGCGACGCCGCCUCGCGCCGAGUGGUCCCGCCCGACCACCGCCUCGCUAAGCUCCGCGCCUCCCCGCGCUGGAGACGUCGUGCCGCCUCCCUGGCCACGUCCGCCUUCCCGCCGCUCCGCGGCCUCGGCAUCCUCGUGGCCCCUUCGCGCGUCCUCUGCCUCGCCGCCGGCACCGGCCACGCCGUCGACGUGUUCCGCGCAGCGGGGACCAGAGACGCCAUAGGGGUCGACCUCGUAGAGUUCCCACCGCUUGUCCGUCGCGCGGAUCCCCACCACCUCCCAUUUUCCGACGGCGCCUUCGACCUCGUGUUCUCGGAUGACCCCUCGGCGACCUCCGGUGCGCUCUUCCCGUCCCGCCUCGCGCGAGAGGCUGAGCGCGCCGUCCGCCGCGGUGGCGGCAUCGCGCUCGCGUUCGACCGGGAGAUCGAGACCGUCGCUGUCGCUACGCUAUUUAAGAGAUCACGCGUCCUGGAUGUGAAGGAUGUCACGUUGGAUGGCUCUCAGGUUAGGCUACUGAUCAUGCAGAGUAAUGGCACAGACCCAUAUUGAUCCGUGUUCAUCCGCUUCAUGUAUUAUCAUAUCUCAGUGAUGCUAUCCAAAGAAUCUGAGGAAGGCAGUUGUGAACAUGAAUUAUAAUCAGUAUAGAUGAUGGUUCAUAAAUAUACGAAAUUGUUCGAUAUUAUUGACUGCUUUGCUGU